CUUGAAUUUAAUAUGUACUUCCGGUGUCCUAGGUCAAAGUUUAUCCAUUGACGGGAGCAUGCGAUUGGCUGACUGGUAGUGUUGUGAAACUUCAUUGGGCAGACAGACACACGCCUUUCGUCAAUCUAAAAGAGCACAACAAACGACAAGGUGGUCCAUGUGCGUCUGACUGAGUCAACAGCAAGCAUGCUGACCGCACAGAGGUCAUGUGCAGCGAUGGCCGUCCGGCACCUGGUUAGAGCUUCUGUCUCCUCUGCACACACACGCUGCUCUCUGAUCCACACCUCCACAACAUGCCAGGACCAGGCUGAGCUGCUUCCUGAAUGGGUCAGUUUGGCUAAGAAACAGCUGAAGGGGAAGAACCCCGAGGAUCUGAUCUGGCGCACGCCUGAGGGAAUCAACGUGAAGCCUGUAUACACCAAAGCAGACUCAGCCGGCAGGGCAGAUGAAUUGCCAGGAGUGUUUCCCUACACUAGAGGGCCCUAUCCCACCAUGUACACCUACAGACCUUGGACUAUCAGGCAGUAUGCUGGCUUCAGCACUGUGGAGGAGAGUAACAAGUUCUAUAAAGAUAACAUAAAAGCUGGACAGCAGGGUCUUUCCGUGGCUUUUGACCUCCCGACACACCGUGGUUAUGACUCAGACAACCCCCGAGUCCAUGGAGAUGUCGGCAUGGCGGGAGUUGCUAUAGACUCAGUUGAAGACAUGAAGAUGCUCUUUGAUGGAAUUCCACUGGAGAAGAUGUCUGUUUCAAUGACAAUGAAUGGAGCUGUCAUUCCUGUGCUGGCGAUGUUUAUUGUGACUGGAGAGGAGCAGGGCGUGCCCAAAGCCAAACUAACUGGCACUAUUCAAAAUGAUAUUUUGAAGGAGUUUAUGGUACGCAACACUUACAUUUUCCCCCCGGAACCUUCCAUGCACGCCAUUGCAGACAUCUUUGCUUAUACCUCCCAGCACAUGCCCAAGUUCAACUCCAUAUCCAUCAGUGGCUACCAUCUUCAGGAAGCUGGAGCGGAUGCCAUCCUGGAAGUAGCCUACACCAUCGCUAACGGCUUGGAGUACUGCCGCACUGGUCUGACAGCAGGCUUAACCAUCGAUGAGUUUGCCCCAAGGUUGUCAUUCUUCUGGGGUAUUGGGAUGAAUUUCUACAUGGAAAUUGCCAAGAUGAGGGCAGCCAGGAGGUUAUGGGCCAUGCUCAUUAAAGAAAACUUCCAGCCCAAGAAUGCCAAGUCUCUCCUGCUCCGCACACAUUGCCAGACCUCAGGCUGGUCUCUCACUGAACAAGAUCCGUACAACAAUGUGAUCCGUACGGUGAUCGAGGCCAUGGCAGCUGUGUUCGGGGGCACACAGUCCCUCCACACCAACUCGUUCGAUGAAGCUCUGGGCUUGCCCACAGUGAAGAGCGCUCGCAUUGCAAGAAACACCCAGAUCAUUAUCCAGGAAGAGUCCGGCAUCCCCAAAGUCGCUGAUCCCUGGGGGGGCUCGCACAUGAUGGAGGCUCUCACGGAUGACGUCUACAACACAGCUUUAAAGUUCAUAAAAGAGAUUGAAGAGAUGGGAGGCAUGGCCAAAGCUGUGGCAGAGGGCAUUCCAAAACUUCGGAUAGAGGAAUGUGCUGCUCGCAGACAAGCCCGCAUCGACUCGGGAUCAGAAGUCAUUGUCGGGGUGAACAAGUACCGUCUGGAAAAAGAGGAGACUGUGGAGGUGCUGGCUAUAGAUAACACUGUUGUACGUGAGAAACAGAUUGAAAAACUGAAAAAGGUGAGGGAGAGUCGUGACCCCGAGGCAGCCAAGAAGUGUCUGGCAGCCAUUGAGGAGUGUGCCCGAACCAGGGAGGGCAACCUUUUAGCCCUGGCUGUGGAGGCAGCAAGAGCAAGAUGUUCAGUUGGUGAAAUAACUGAUGCCAUGAAGAAAGUGUUCGGUGAACACAAGGCCGGUACCAGAAUGGUGAGCGGUGCUUACCGCAGCGAGUACGGGGAGCAUGAGGAGAUUGCCUUGUGCCUUAAUAGAGUUACAGAUUUUAAGAAGCACGAGGGCAGGAACCCCCGACUGCUGGUGGCAAAGAUGGGCCAGGAUGGUCACGACAGGGGUGCCAAAGUCAUCGCCACGGGGUUUGCUGACCUGGGCUUUGAUGUGGACAUCGGGCCGCUGUUUCAGACUCCCCUUGAGGUUGCUCAGCAGGCGGUCGAUGCAGACGUACACUGUGUCGGGGUCAGCACGCUUGCCGCAGGACACAAGACUCUGGUCCCAGAACUCAUCAAGGAACUACGGAAACUUAACAGGCCAGAUAUCCUGGUCAUCUGUGGAGGUGUCAUCCCACCACAGGACUACGAGUUCUUGUACCAGAGCGGUGUGUGUGCCAUCUUCGGCCCAGGAACCAGGAUCCCACAAGCUGCAGUGGAGGUUAUUGACAACAUUGAGAAGAGCCUGGAAAACAUCCGUCAGGCCAUGUGAAGGCUUUGGUGGGUGGGGGAACGACAACUUUAAGAACUGUCUAUUUGUGUUGUAUCAACGACAAAGUCACAAGUGAGGGCUCACACUUCUGUAUGUUUCAUUUAUAGCAUAAGAUUGUGAAAAACAAACUAACAUGUAAUUCCCCACCAUGAGGACAGAGCAUGUACAACAGUCAAAAUGAUUAAAGAAAAUUGCAUAGUG
Micropterus dolomieu (smallmouth bass) is the source of this 2652-nucleotide messenger RNA. It is a transcript of the gene mmut, whose product is annotated as methylmalonyl CoA mutase. Gene Ontology annotation, cellular component: mitochondrion. Gene Ontology annotation, molecular function: methylmalonyl-CoA mutase activity; cobalamin binding; metal ion binding. Lineage: Eukaryota; Metazoa; Chordata; Actinopteri; Centrarchiformes; Centrarchidae. The transcript is spliced from 13 exons. The record is from RefSeq and is a predicted model, not a curated record. The coding region runs from base 187 to 2451 and encodes 754 amino acids.